CCCACUUCGCCGCUUCAAGUCUUGCGUCUGAUAUAUACCCGUCCGUUUCGCCCUCAACAUUCGCUCUCCUUGUAGAAUCGCAUUUUGAAGAAGGCGCGAAACUGUCGAAAUGGCGGGGGGAAAAUCAACUAGGUCGAACCCUUCACAGGCCAGAAAGAGAGUCGAUGCUGUCGAUUCUAGGGCUGCCACUGGUCUUGUCCGCGCCAAAGAUGGCAGUGCUUUUGCCAAAUGCGAAGAGUGCAACAAGAAUGUCCCAGUGGCCCUCAUUAGCAUGCAUAGUUGCAGCCUUGAGGCUAAAAUUAAAAUGAAUCUGGAGGCUCAGGUUGUGGAAAAGCCUGCUGAGGUCAAGAAGCCAGUGGAGAGGAAGAAGCCUAAAUCAAGUGAGCCUAAGGCAAAAAAGGCCAAGGUGGAGAAGGGAAAGAAGGGCAAGGAUCCAAACAAACCCAAGCGUCCUCCUACAGCCUUCUUUGUCUUCCUGGAAGAGUUCAGAAAAUCUUUCAAGGAAGCAAAUCCUGAUUCCAAUGAUGUCAAGAGGGUUGGUAAGGAGGCAGGUGAGAAGUGGAAGUCCUUAUCUGAUGAGGAGAAGAAGCCUUACAUGGAUAGAGCUGCUGAGCUCAAGGCCGAAUAUGAGAAAGCUUUGGAAAGUUAUAAUGCUGCAGAAGACGGAGCUGAACAAGAGGGAUCUGAUAGGGAAGAUGCGGCUGAGGAAGGGGGUCAAGAGGAGUCUGGGAAGGAUGACGCAGCAAAGGAAAAUGAAGAGCUCACUGAUGAGGAGUAGUGGAACAUGAUUAACUGUGUAUACGAGAAAGAUUACCUGAAUGCUUGCUCUAGGGCUGUAAAUUGAUUUUUUUUUUUAGAUGGUAGAAUUAGUAUUUUGCAGGCUUCAAUUGCAAAAUGAUUUGGCGAUGUUCUCCACUGAUUUUUUUUAAGAGGGUAAUUAAUUAUAGCAUGAUUCCUGGUUUUCCGCAGGCUCAAA
This is a messenger RNA of Prosopis cineraria, 976 nucleotides long. Its product is annotated as high mobility group B protein 7-like. Lineage: Eukaryota; Viridiplantae; Streptophyta; Magnoliopsida; Fabales; Fabaceae. The coding region runs from base 110 to 778 and encodes 222 amino acids. The record is from RefSeq and is a predicted model, not a curated record. The transcript has 8 exons.